Molecule: messenger RNA, 2231 nt
Organism: Salvia splendens (bonfire salvia)
Lineage: Eukaryota; Viridiplantae; Streptophyta; Magnoliopsida; Lamiales; Lamiaceae
Product: protein INVOLVED IN DE NOVO 2-like
Exons: 7
Coding region: 200-2092 (630 amino acids)
Biological process (GO): gene silencing by siRNA-directed DNA methylation
Source: RefSeq, a predicted model, not a curated record
CUUCACAUUCACAGCCAUCAUCCAUGCAGUGCUCCUCUUUCUCCCUCUCUCUCUCUCUCUGCAAAAAUACACAUUUUCUUUCUCAAACUCACACCUAAACCUCUAAAACCCUAGAGUCGCUUCUUCACUACGUUUCUCCUCUCGGCUGCGUACAUUUUCAGUUAGCCUCUUCGAAUUCCGGUAUUGACUAUUGGUGAAGAUGUCUAACUUAUCGGAAGGGGAUACUACUGAUCUAAGUGAUUCUGAGUUGGAAGAGUAUGCCGAUUCAUGCUUUCUCCAUUUGAAGGAAUCGAGCCACAUUAUCAGAGUGUCAGAUGAUGAAUACAAGUGCCCUUACUGCACUCACAAAAAACAGCAGAUAUUUCGCUUUAAGGAUCUACUGCAGCAUGCUGCUGGGAUAAGCCAGGGAUCAAGUAAGAGGAAAGCGAAAGACAGGGGAAGACAUUUAGGCCUUAAGAAAUAUAUGCUAGAAAUAAAUGCUGGAAAUAAUUCAUUAGCGAGUGAAGUGGAUAACAGAGCUCUUCAUGAGAGCUGUAACAAGAAUGAACUCUAUGUAUGUCCAUGGAUGGGAAUUGUGGCAAAUGUUCCCGUUCAGCGGAAAAAUGGGCGUAAUGUUGGACCGAGUGGCUCAAAACUUAGGGAUAUGCUAAGAAAUGAGGGGUUUAAUCCUGUGAGGGUAAUCCCUUUGUGGAAUUUUAAAGGUCACUCUGGGUAUGCAGUAAUAGAGUUUAAAUGUGAGUGGCUCGGACUCUAUGAUGCCUUAAGGUUCGAGAAGGCUUAUGAGGCUCGCCAUCAAGGAAAGAGGGACUAUUUUUGGGAUGAAGAGAAUGUGGACAAGCUAUAUGGUUGGGUGGCUCGGGAGGGUGAUUUCCACACAGGCAAUGUUGUUGGUGACUAUCUACAGAAGCAUGGAGAUCUGAAGUCAAUAGCACAGCGUCAAAAUGAGGAGAAGAUUAAAAAUAGCAAACUACUCUCUCAAUUGGAAAAUACAUUAGAUGCACAAAAUAGGAACCUGAAAGAAAUGGAAAACAAAUGCAAAGAAACUUCCAUAUCCCUUAUCAAUGUGAUCGGCGAAAAGGAUAAGAUGAUCCAAGCUUUCAAUGAAGAAAGAAGAAAACUGCAGGAAAGUGCAAGUGGUCAACUACAUAAAGUUCUCCAAGAACGUGAUAGAAUCAACAUGCAAUUGGAAGUUCAGAGGAAGAAGCUGGAGGAAGAGGAGCAAGAGUUGAAGGAACGUGAAGCUCAAAAUGAGAAUGAGAAUUUACGGCUCAACCAUGAGAAGAAACAGAAUGAAAUGGCAAUCUUGAAAUUAAAGAGGGCAGAUGAAAAGAUGUUACUCUUGGCAGAAGAACAUAAGAAAGAGAAAGAGAAACUUCAGAGAAAAAUGAUCGACUUAGAAAGGGAACUUGACGAAAAGCAAGCACUGGAGUUGGAGAUACGACGUCUCGCAGGGAGUCUGCAAGUAGUAAAGCACAUGGGAGAUGAUGGUGACAAGGACAUGUCAGAAAAGUUUAGUGCCAUACAGAAAGAACUAGAAGAGAAGGAAGAAGAACUUCAAGAUCUUGAUCAACUCAGUCAAGCUCUUAUUGUUAAAGAACGGAAAUGCAAUGAUGAAUUGCAAGAAGCUCGGAAGGAACUAAUAAAUGAAAUGAAGGACCAGUCUGCUCGGGCAAUGAUUGGGAUCAAGAGAAUGGGGGGGUUAAGCAGUAAAGACUUUUUACCAGCAGCUAAAAGGAUGUAUUCGAAUAGCAAGACUGAGCUCAGAGCUGUUGAGCUAUGUACACAAUGGGAGAGUCGCAUAAUGGAUUCUAAUUGGCACCCUCUCAAGAUCAUCCAAACUGAAGGUGGUAAAAGUGUAAAGGCAAUACUAAAUGAAGAAGAUGAGGAACUGACGCAGCUGAGGAUUAAGUUAGGCGAAGAAGCCUACCAAGCAGUUACAACAGCUUUGAUGGAGAUGAACGAGUAUAAUCCAAGUGGUAGGUAUGUAACCAGCGAGCUGUGGCAUAACAAAGAGCAGAGAAGAGCAACCCUGAAAGAAGGAAUAGUAUAUAUCAUCAAGCAAUGGAGCACGCUCAAAAGCAAGAGACGCUAGGGACUAGUUCUUUUACAAGUAUAUGUAUCCAAGCAUCACAAAACCUCAGUGUUCUUGUUCUGCUUUUUGUUUUUUGCGUUCUGCUGGAACUAGAAUUUUGACACACUAUUUUGGCAAAGAAUCAUGAGCAUCAGUAUUA